UUUUGGCAUCAGCAGGCCCUGGAUGUCCAUCUCUAAGGGAUCUGGCAGGAAAUUACAUGUGAGGAGAAAAAGAAGUGUGAACAACAAAGCAUGAAACAAACAAACCAGCUGCAUCACAGAAGGUAUGGCAAAUGGACUCAUGGAAUAUUUGAGAAAAUGGGGAUCCCGGGUCCAAAGCCGUACACGUACUGGGGCACAAUUGGCAGGCACAGCUCUGUUUACUACCUGGAUGACGUUGAGUGUACUCGGAAGUAUGGAAAAGUAUGUGGAAUAUACGAGUUUAGAAAGCCCGUUCUGGUUGUGAUGGAACCUGACAUGUUGAAAACCAUCCUGGUGAAGGAGUGCUUCAGCUACUUUACCAACCGGAGGAACUUCCAGCUGAAUGGGGACCUCUAUGACGCAGUGUCUAUUGUUGAGGAUGAUCAAUGGAAACGAAUCCGUAACAUCAUCACACCCUUUACCUCUGGUCGUAUAAAAGAGAUGUUUCGCAUCAUGAAACAUCAUUCCCGCAAACUGACUGACAGCCUGCAGCCCAAGGCACAGAAUAAUGAAGUUAUUACUGUAAAAGACUUCUUUGGAGGCUACAGUCUGGAUGUGAUGGGGAGCUUUGCAUUGAGUGUGGAUAUGGACUCAAUCAACAACCCCUCAAGUCCCUUCGUCACCCAUGCCUCGAAGUUCUUCAGAUUCUCCUUAGCCACUUUUACUUUGCAAGGGUGUUUCCCUGUAUUUACUCCUCUCUUGAAUAUGCUGGGUGUCUCCAUUUUCCCUAAGACUACCACUAAUUACUUUAAAUCGGUUCUGGAGAAGGUCAGAGCAGAACGCAAUGGGAGCUCACACCAGAAUUCAGAAGAUAUGCUUCAACAAAUGAUCAACACUCAGACUGCCGGUGAAAGCAAGAAUAAAAAGCAGAAUAAAGGGCUUACUGAUCAUGAGAUCAUUUCUCAAGCCACAAUGUUCGUGUUUGCCGGUUACGAGACGAGUGCCCUCACUCUCGUUUUCGUGGCCUACAAUUUGGCAAGAAACCCUGAAGUCAUGAAACGCCUGCAAGAGGAGAUAGACUCCACUUUCCCUAAUAAGGGUGCAGUCCAAUAUGAAGAUCUGAUGCAGAUGGAGUACCUAGACAGUGUCAUCAAUGAGACUCUGAGGCUCUACCCUCCAGCUGCACGUCUGGAACGAGUUGCCAAAGAAACUGUAAAGAUCAGUGGAAUCACAAUCCCAAAGGACAUGAUUGUUAUGGUUCCAGUCUACGCUCUGCACCGCGACCCUGAGCUGUGGCCAGAGCCAGAGGAGUUCAAACCGGACAGAUUUAGUAAAGAGAACAAGCCGAGCAUCAACCCAUACACUUACCUGCCUUUUGGGGUCGGGCCAAGAAACUGUCUGGGGAUGCGAUUUGCUCUGGUGAUGAUUAAACUGGCCUUGGUGGAAGUUUUGCAGAACUACAGCUUCUCCGUCUGCGGGGAGACCGAGAUCCCUUUGACGCUGGACCCUCAAAGCUUAAUUGGACCCCUAAACCCGAUCAAACUACAGCUGGUGACACGUUUGAUCACCUCAGGAAAUGUGGACAUGUCCGACUAGGAGGUACUCGGAGAGAGACGUCCCUCAAGGCUGAACGAUCCUCUAAUGGUGUCAUUUUAGCAACUGAAAAUGCUACUUAAAGAUUAUUAUAGGUUUUCACAAUCUGUAAUCUAUUUCUUCUGUUAUAGCUGCUUGUAUGAAUGAUUGUAUCAUCGCCACAUGGAGCAUAAUGAUUAACCUGUGAAUUAAA
This is a messenger RNA of Cottoperca gobio, 1765 nucleotides long. RefSeq names its product cytochrome P450 3A30-like. Gene Ontology annotation, molecular function: steroid hydroxylase activity; heme binding; oxidoreductase activity, acting on paired donors, with incorporation or reduction of molecular oxygen. Lineage: Eukaryota; Metazoa; Chordata; Actinopteri; Perciformes; Bovichtidae. The record is from RefSeq and is a predicted model, not a curated record.